AUGGCGUCGUCGUCGUUGGCGGGUUUGACAUUUUACUGGCUACGAAAAGUGGCGAUAGCGGCGCUGCUCGUGCUCUACGGACUGGCCAAGGUCUUUGGCUUGAUGGCUGCCUCCACGCCGCGUGGAGGGCACCGGGUCCGGCAGUCCCUCUACUGGCGCAUCCAUGGCUAUGCGAUGCUCGUCUUCGUGGGCUGCUUCUCGCCCAUCGCCUUCGCCUCGGUCUACCAUCGGAUGGCCUUUCUGCGCCAGAACCGGCUGCUCCUGCUGAUUGGCUUCAACCGCUAUGUCCUGAUGCUGCUCUGCGCCUUUGCCACGGUCUGCAUCCACACCACGAAGCAGGAGGAGAUCGUCGGGUGUCUGAACCAGUUGCUUAGGUGUCGCCGCCGGUUGAUGCGCCUGAUGCACACCCCAGAGCUGAGGCAGUCCAUCGACCGUCUGUCCACAAGGGGCAACCUGCUAAUCGUAGGUGUGCUCAUCGGGGUGUUUAUCCUGUCGCCGGUGCACACCCUCCAGAUACUGGCGUGGGACCCCGCGGUGAGGGAAAAUUUCCUGUACGUCUUCAGCCUGCUGUUCAUCUACGCCUGCCAACUGAUCCUGAGGCUCUCCCUGGGCCUCUACGUCCUGGUCCUGGUGCUGCUCGACCACCUGGGGUAUCAUUCAAAUCAACUGCUGGCCAGGCUCCUUGCGGAUGCCGCGUCCCUACGGGCUCCCCUCGGCUAUGGCAUCAUUCGACGGCGUCAGCAGCUGUACCACAGCCAGCAGACGUGGCUGGCCCUCGAGCUCUGGCGCCUGCUCCACGUCCACCACCAGCUGCUGGCCCUCUUCCGUUCCAUAUGCUCGCUCACCGGCCUCCAGGCUGUCUGCUUUGUGAGCCUGGUGGCCAUGGAGUGCAUGGUGCAUAUGUUCUUCACAUACUUCAUGCACUACAGCAAAUUCAUUCUGCGAAAAUACCACCGCGCCUUCCCCUUCAACUAUUACGCCAUGACCUUCGUGGCGAGCCUCUUCGCCAAUCUCGUGCUGGUCAUAUGCCUCACUCAUCGGAUGAUCCGUCGCUUCGCCCACACCCGGGAGGUACUCAGGAGUGGUGUGCUGGCCCUGCCCCCGGGUGGCACGGUCAAACAGCUCAAUGAAACUCUUCACUACUACGGACUGUACCUGAAGAAUGCCGAGCACAUAUUUGCGGUUAGAGCCUGUGGACUGUUCAAGCUGAACAAUGUCUUGCUGUUCUGCAUCGUGGAGGGGAUGCUAAACUACCUGAUGAUACUCAUACAAUUUGAUAAGGUCAUAAACAAAUAG
Molecule: messenger RNA, 1296 nt
Organism: Drosophila persimilis
Lineage: Eukaryota; Metazoa; Arthropoda; Insecta; Diptera; Drosophilidae
Gene: Gr77a
Product: putative gustatory receptor 77a
Exons: 2
Coding region: 1-1296 (431 amino acids)
Biological process (GO): sensory perception of taste
Cellular component (GO): membrane
Source: RefSeq, a predicted model, not a curated record